Molecule: messenger RNA, 927 nt
Organism: Penicillium cataractarum
Lineage: Eukaryota; Fungi; Ascomycota; Eurotiomycetes; Eurotiales; Aspergillaceae
Product: flavin reductase family protein
Exons: 1
Coding region: 1-927 (308 amino acids)
Molecular function (GO): FMN binding
Source: RefSeq, a predicted model, not a curated record
AUGCAAAGCAUCCGGAUGAGCUCCUCUGCAGCAGCAGUCGCAGAAAAAGAUGACGUCGCUGUGGCCCAGAACAACUACAAAAUUAUCCAAGAAGUUGGGAAUUUUGAAGAAACCCAAGCGCAACGUCCAGACUUUGAUCACUCCGAGCCAAUCGAAGUCACAAAAUCACCAUUUCCGCAGUGGAAAUACGGCGACGGAGUUCCCGACAAUGGAGCGAGCUUGGCUCAACAGCACCAUGAGAUUGACCCCUACGCGGCCGAUCGGCCUAUGAUCAACAACUAUCGCCUACUCGUUUCUGGCAUUGCGCCGCGGCCAAUCGGCUUUGUUAGCACCGUCAGUUCAGAAGGACAGAAGAAUCUUUCGCCCUUCAGCUACUUCCAGGUCCUCGACCAUGACCCGCCAAUGUUCAUUGUUGGCUUUUCAUCCCGUCCGGGUCGAGUCAAGGAUACCUAUCGCAAUAUCAAGGAAACUGGCGAGUGUGUCAUCAACACUGUUUCGGAGAACAUGAUUGAGGCUGUAAAUGCUACUUCGAUCGAUGCGCCCUACGGUGUAUCUGAGUGGGAUGUCUCAGGUCUUCAUGAAGCACCAUCAACAACAGUCAAACCCUCGCGGGUAGCAGAGUCUGUCUUCAGCAUUGAAGGCAAGGUGGUCGACAUCAAGGAGUUCAGCGAUCACCAACAACCGGGCAUGAGUAUUGCAGCCAAUGUUCUGAUCAAAGCCACUCGUUUCUGGGUGAAGGAGGGCACUGCGAACGCGGAUUACAGCCACAUUGAUCUUGAAAAAUUGCGACCUAUUGGCCAACUGGGUGGUGUCUCUUACGGUCGGAUUUCAUCGACCUUUGAGAGACCGCGUAAGAAGUGGGAUCAAGAAGUUCCUAGCAGCGAACUCUUGACCAAGCUAGAUGCCACCAAGCCUAAUGUGAAAUAG